This is a messenger RNA of Hemibagrus wyckioides, 3322 nucleotides long. It is a transcript of the gene tmem198ab, whose product is annotated as transmembrane protein 198b. The coding region runs from base 727 to 1830 and encodes 367 amino acids. Lineage: Eukaryota; Metazoa; Chordata; Actinopteri; Siluriformes; Bagridae. The transcript is spliced from 5 exons. Gene Ontology annotation, biological process: positive regulation of canonical Wnt signaling pathway. Gene Ontology annotation, cellular component: cytoplasmic vesicle; plasma membrane. The record is from RefSeq and is a predicted model, not a curated record.
GAGGACUAACUUAGAGGAUUCGAGUCAUUAGCAAUCUAAUACCAAUGCCAAUGUACUUGUGACUAAUUUGCCUAGUAGGCUAAGUUAACACGCGGUCAGUCAGCAGCCUAGUGCCUGGCACUGCCCUACAUCUUUCAGUGACCCCCGUGCGUUUCAGUGAAAUGGUACGCUCCAAACCGAGCUAGGUAAAGAGCAUAGUUAUGCGUGCAGGGAUUCACAGAAGUGAGAAAAUACUGUUACUCUGGAGGGGUUAUCCAACCAAAAUAGCGUCCUUGUUUGGACAAUGUAGUUAGUGUGUAGCAUGCACACUGCCUUUAAAGCUGCUGCUGUUCUGGUGCUGUACAUGAGCUGCCGAGUUAACUGGAGCGGAGAGUAACAACAGUGGAGAAAACAGAUAGUGGGAAAGAAGUGAGCGCUUCAGCAACUUAGGCAGUCAUUUAUUAUUUUAUCAUUCAUCUUCAGCUCUUACUGACAUCACUGAGGAGUAGGACUGGAAAGGUGAGGCUCGCCAGAGAUGAUGCGGAAUUUGCCGGUUGCGCAAAGCCGCAACGAAGGACACAGGCCGAGCGAAGGGAAGCGCAGGAGGAUGCUUAUUCCCUAUCAGGGUAGAUCCAUGUGGACAGGAGGUGUUCCCUAAUCUCAAAGCCUCCCUCCCCUUCCCUGACCCAUUCCCCUCCUUGGACCCUGCCACUGGUGGUUCUUUUCACCCAUCACACCUCGGUCACCAUGACGUCUACUCUGCAGACGUUGGCCUUCAAACUGGCUCUGCCUCCACGUGAAGUCGGUCCCGAGCCACUGGAUCCUUGCGAUUUGGGAACGGAUCGUCGGUAUGAGGUGGUUCCCUCUGUGGUCUGCUCCAUGUGCUGCCUGUUCGGCAUCAUCUACUGCUUCUUUGGCUACCGCUGUUUCAAGGCCGUGCUCUUCCUGACAGGCCUAAUGUUCGGCUCGGUGGUGGUCUUCCUGCUGUGCUACAAGGAGCGAGUGCUGGACACACAGCUGAGUGCUGAGGCGAGCGCAGGCAUCGGGCUGGGCAUCGGCACACUGUGCGGUCUGGUCACCAUGCUGGUGCGCAGUGUUGGUCUCUUCAUGGUGGGUCUGCUGCUAGGACUGUUGGCAGGUAUUGGCACACUGGUGGGCAUGGAGGAGUUGUCAUCAGCACCACCACGCUCCGUGUGGGUGCCGCUCGGGGUGCUGCUGGGCCUGGGAAUGCUGUUCGCUGUUCUCACGCUGCAGUGGCAGCGCUUCUUCACCACUUUGUCUACAGCAGCGUUUGGAGCAGCAGUCAUCGCUGUGGCGGCUGAUUACUUUGUGGAGCUGUUUGCGUUGGUGCGCUACAUCUACGAGCGAGUGAAGGCUGUACCGGCACGCUCACAGUGUUGGGUGAUGUGGGCUGUGCUGGGAGCAUGGCCUGCUCUUGCCUUGCUGGGAGCGCUUGUGCAGUGGCGGGUGACAGCUGAGGGAUACUCACACACUAAAGUGAUGAUAAGCCGUCAGCAGCGGCGAGUGCAGCUCAUGCGGAUCCGACAGAAGGAGGAGAGAAGAGAGUGCAGCAGGAAGAAGAGGAGGAAGCAGCAGUCUCAACACCACACACACUCAGGCAAAGCCAUGCAUCCAGACCCACCGUACCGCAGGAAACCCCAGCCCGUCCGCCGCUAUGAUGGAGAUGUCCUCUCUCCGAGCUACAUCCAGAGUUUCCGAGAGCGGCAAGGGGAAGGGUGUGCGUAUCCUGGUGCCCGGCUCUCUGGUGCACACACAGCCGUGGACAUUGACUACGACUGCGGCUCAACCGUCCCUCUCACCUCUGGGGCUGUACCUAAUCCUCGAGUGUGAUGACACACAGUUACAGACUCUGACACAUUCAUCUCACUGUCUUGGUGCUGUCCCUGACCUGACCUGACCUGACCUGUGCAUACACAGCUGGACGAACUGUAUAGACAAUGAGUGUGGGGAUAGGGGGAGUUACAGGCAUGAGCAUGUUGCUAAAAGAGUGUAUUCAAGACUUGCACACAUCUACACACACCCAUACACAAAUCCAUACACACACCCAUUCAUGCAUAUGCACACUACUGUUGAACAUGUGCCCGAGGCAUGGUAUUUUAGUCACAUGUAGAAAUAUGAGGUGAACAUCUGUAAAACAAGAAAUCCAGGCCUGGCUUUAUCACACUUUUUAUUAUUAAAUAUUAUGUCAGUGUGAUAAAGCGGUGCAGUGAACCGUCCCCCAACCCCCCCGCACCCCCGUAAAUAUUUCCCAUCUGUCCUGCAUUAUUGCAGUGAGGAAAUUCUCUCUUGGUGCUGAAUCUUGUAACAUGAAGAUCCUUCUUCUCAUUGCAAAUCUGUGGAUUCUACCAUUUCCAUCUGCAUUGUCAUAGUUUCACAUUUUUUCUCAUGAACUGUACCAAAUAGCUGUGCAGGUGGGGGAUUGCCUUGAGGCUCCAGUGGGAGGCUGUCUCAGGAGAAUCUGCUCCUUGGCCUCGUGUUAAUGAGGCUGCAGGGGAAAGAGCCAUAUUACAGCAGACUCUCUGGUGCAGUCUGAGCGCAAUUUCUGGCGGCGACAGAAAAAAAAAAGGAGGCAAAGCGAUACUCAGGGACGGCUGGAACACUGCAAACUGUUGAAACAGUUGGAAGUAGAACUAGUGUCAGUGGAGUUGAAAGAAAGAAAGAAAGAAAGACAGAGCUUUUUUUUCCCCGUUGUUUAUUUUUUUGGACUUCAACCCAGAGUCGUUCGGCAUCAGCGACUCCCUUUCCUGUGAAAUCCUGUCACUCAUUGGUGUGCUUUUGCCGUGCCGUCGUUAAAGUGUAGUGAUGACGCUGAUGCCAUCUACUAACAUCUGUGGUGUCCUCAAGAACAAAACAGGUUUUCUCAUUUCUGAUGAUCUCUGUGUUUGAUAAGACCAUGCUUUUCCAGGGCAUCUGUUGAUCUUUCUUUGUCUUUCUUUCUUUUUUUAUUCUUUUCUUCUAGCUGUAUGUUUCAGUGUUUCAGUCAAGUCGCUGCACUUCUGUUUUGUACAUAGAAUGCACUAGAAUGCACAUUUCCUGGUUGAUUUGCCUUUAUUAUUUAUUUGACUUACUCGUGUACUGAUUUGCCUUUUUUUUUUAUUAAUAGGAUGAUGGGCAUAUAGAUGUGUAUUUAUUUGAUGGCUUAUUUAUUUGCAUUUGAGACCUGCUUACAGACCAUUCCCCCUCUGACAGCCGAGUUUAAUCACAAAGAACUGAGUGAACAGUUUUCAUCAGGACAUGCACCUUACAAUCUAAUGUUAUUCUUCUUAUUAUAAAGCAUGUAUUUGUAAGAACCUGGAUAUUAUGAUAAAGUAUGUGAUUCCAA